Candoia aspera is the source of this 1001-nucleotide messenger RNA. It is a transcript of the gene TNFSF13, whose product is annotated as TNF superfamily member 13. Gene Ontology annotation, molecular function: receptor ligand activity; tumor necrosis factor receptor binding. The coding region runs from base 1 to 900 and encodes 299 amino acids. Gene Ontology annotation, biological process: positive regulation of isotype switching to IgA isotypes; immune response. The transcript is spliced from 6 exons. Gene Ontology annotation, cellular component: membrane. NCBI's taxonomy places the organism in Eukaryota, Metazoa, Chordata, Lepidosauria, Squamata, Candoiidae. The record is from RefSeq and is a predicted model, not a curated record.
AUGCCCCCAAAGAUAUGGAGGGGCACGUUAAGCCCGCUGGCGGGGCUGGCCCCCCUGGCUCAUUUGGGGCUGAGGCAGCGCCCGCUAACGCCCUGGGCGGCCGUGGGGGCGCUGGCGGUGGGGCUGCUGGCUUGCCUGGUCAUGCUGCUCAGCAUCCAAGGGCGCCUGGAAGUCCUGAGAGAGGAGCUGGCUGGGCUGCGGAGGGAAGCGCUCUGCGAGGCAGCCGGGACGGCGGAGGACCAGGGCGCGCCCGAUCCCCAGCAGGAGCCCCAGCCUCCCUGGCCUGGAGGGCACACUCUGAUCGGGCUGCGAUUGGCCUGCCCAGGUAAAGGAAUCCAAUGCCAGGUGAUCUUCCGGAUCAGCGCCAGGGAAGCAGGGCAAUUCUAUGCAAGAAUUGCGCAAAGUGGCGCAGGGCGGGAAGAUGUUUGGGGGCAUUUCCAGUUAAACCCCAGUAUUUCCAACUUUGUUUGCUCCCCAGUAGGAAAACAAUCCGUUUUGCAUUUGGUCCCCACCCGUCAUUCCAAUAAUGAGGAGGACGGUGGCACAGAGAUCUGGUGGGCACCUUUCCUGCGUCAGGGGCGAUCCUUGGAGCCCAGCGGGCAAGAUGUGAUGGUGAAGCACACCGGGCUGUACUUCAUCUACAGCCAGGUGCUGUUCCACGACCCCACUUUUACCAUGGGGCAGGUCCUGCGACGGGUGGCCCCAGGCAGGCCGGAUCAAAUCCUGUUCCGCUGUGUCCAAAGUAUGCCCCGCAAGCUAGAGAAGGCUUACAACAGCUGCUACAGCGGAGGGGUUUUCUACCUCCAGCAGGGAGACCGCCUGAGCCUGCGAAUCCCACGUUUCAACGCCUCCUUCGACAUCUCUGCUCACGGGACCUUCCUGGGAGUGUUCCGUUUAUAGACUGCUGCGCAUCUUGGCACCCCCAGGAAGGAUCCCCACGGGGCUUGGGGCAAGAGCCUGCUCUCAGUCCUGAGGGUGCUGUUUCUUUCUGGCUCCUGGUU